AUGCGCCUCUUCACAAAGGUCUUUCUGUGUCUUCUGGUCAUUGGUCUGGCCAAACUCAACGCCUACACCAAAUCGUCACAAGUCACACCAGCCGAGUCGCACGUGCUCAAGACCAUCACCUACGGCGUCGGGGCCGGCCUCCUCGUCAACACCGUUUGCGGCAUCGCGGCCCCCAGCCUGGACCCGGACAUCCCGGCGUCCGAGAGCUUCAUGAGCUGCUCGCCUUUCGGCUUUGCCGGCUCCCUCAUUGUCGCCAGAGUCUAUGUAUUUACGACUGGCGGUUGGGGCUUUGAGCAGUGGUGGUACGUGAACCAGCUGCCCCGGGUCGCAGAGAAUGGUCUGCGUGACGCGCUCGGGUUCGCGCAGAGACCGCUGCCGAGCAAACCGGUGUUUCCGACCAAGCCGGGGGAGUUUACAGAGCGAGCCGAGUUAUAG
Molecule: messenger RNA, 435 nt
Organism: Pestalotiopsis fici W106-1
Lineage: Eukaryota; Fungi; Ascomycota; Sordariomycetes; Amphisphaeriales; Sporocadaceae
Exons: 1
Coding region: 1-435 (144 amino acids)
Source: RefSeq, a predicted model, not a curated record